CACCUUCUUCAAGCCACACAGCCGCAUACCUUUCCCCUCCCUAGGGUUUAUACGUCGACUUUCCCAUUUUUCCCUCGUUUCCCACUUUUCAGUUUUCACCCUUAAACCCCAAAUCCUUUCUUCUUCUUCUUCUUCUUCUUCUUCUUCAUUUUUUCUCUAUCUUUUCUAAGUCCCAAUUUCCGCCAUGGCAGGGGGCAGUCAGCAAGCAGUCUCUCUCCUCACCAAUAUCGCUAAAGCUGCCUUCGGGAUUGGCGCUGGUCUAACUGCUCUCAAUUCUUCUCUUUACAAUGUCGAUGGCGGUCAAAGAGCUGUUCUCUUCGACCGUUUUCGUGGAGUUCUCGAUGAAACUGCUGGUGAAGGGACUCAUUUUCUCAUUCCAUGGCUUCAGAAACCUUUCAUCUUUGAUAUUCGAACUCGUCCUCAUUCGUUUUCAUCUAUGUCUGGUACUAAAGAUCUUCAAAUGGUGAAUCUUACUCUUAGGGUUUUAUCUCGUCCCGAUGAAAGCCGUCUUCCUCGUAUUUUUCAAGUUCUUGGUUUGGAGUAUGAUGAUAAGGUUCUUCCUUCUAUUGGUAAUGAGGUUUUGAAGGCUGUUGUUGCUCAGUUUAAUGCCGAUCAGCUUCUCACCGAGCGUCCUAGGGUUUCUGCUCUUGUUAGAGACAGCUUGGUCAAAAGGGCAAAGGAUUUCAACAUUAUAUUGGAAGAUGUUGCAAUCACUCACCUUUCAUACGGUGCAGAAUUCUCUAGGGCAGUUGAGCAAAAGCAGGUAGCUCAGCAGGAGGCCGAAAGGUCCAAAUAUGUGGUUAUGAAAGCUGAUCAAGAGAGGCGCGCUGCAAUCAUAAGGGCAGAGGGAGAGAGUGAGUCUGCAAAAUUAAUUUCCGAGGCAACUGCAUCGGCUGGUAUGGGUUUGAUUGAGUUGAGGAAGAUUGAAGCCAUGAAGGAGAAUGCAGCAACAAUGGCGCGGUCUGCUAAUGUGACAUAUCUCCCCACCGGAAAUCAACUUCUUUUGGCUAUGAACGCACCUGCACGCUAGGAGCAAGGUGAAUUGGCUCUGAAUGAAUGUUAGGUUGUGAUCAAGUUUUUGAAUGUGCGGAAAGUUUUGAAGGCUUUUGGCUCAAGUACUUUUAAAGUUGAAGAAACAAAGAAAAUUGAAUCUUAAUUAGUUUCUAAUAAUAGGUAUGAACACUUUGAUCAUCCUUUUUUUUCAGUAUCGCUGGAUUUGAGCGAUAUGGAAAUGGACUUGUGAUCGAUUUUGGUAAGUGUUGUGAUGUUAAAUAAAAUUGUUUUGUACUAUAAGUAAUGCAAGUCGGAAACUGUUUGCAUCUUAUUGACUCUAGGGAGUACCAUUCCUUUCAUUACUUUGGGUAUAUACUGAAUACUCUCUUUGUCCGUUUAAGUUUGCACUUUUGAGUUUGCACCAUAUGAUUCAAAAAGUUUACACA
This is a messenger RNA of Amaranthus tricolor (Joseph's coat), 1439 nucleotides long. RefSeq names its product prohibitin-3, mitochondrial-like. NCBI's taxonomy places the organism in Eukaryota, Viridiplantae, Streptophyta, Magnoliopsida, Caryophyllales, Amaranthaceae. The record is from RefSeq and is a predicted model, not a curated record. Gene Ontology annotation, biological process: mitochondrion organization. The coding region runs from base 185 to 1030 and encodes 281 amino acids. Gene Ontology annotation, cellular component: mitochondrion; membrane. The transcript is spliced from 3 exons.